Molecule: messenger RNA, 2563 nt
Organism: Pyricularia oryzae 70-15
Lineage: Eukaryota; Fungi; Ascomycota; Sordariomycetes; Magnaporthales; Pyriculariaceae
Product: sporulation-specific protein 5
Exons: 9
Coding region: 590-2182 (530 amino acids)
Cellular component (GO): cytosol; ribonucleoprotein complex; nucleus
Molecular function (GO): poly(U) RNA binding; poly(A) binding; mRNA 3'-UTR binding
Source: RefSeq, a predicted model, not a curated record
GGAGCAGUUGAAGGGGCUCUGUUUGAUGAAUUCUGCCGUUGUUCUCUUUCCGCCUUUGUACCUGCCCUAUGUAUUUCAAUUCUUCAUGCCGAUUCACUUCGGAUUGACAAACUUUUCUUUCCCCCAAACAUCACCCAUAUCACUUUCCUUGUCUUGUACCAUCCCUUCCUCUUUUCUGCAAGCAUCUGCAUACCACCUUUUCACAAACAAUCUUCACCUCUCUUUGAGGUGGCUUCUUUCUUUCUGGUCUUGACGACAAUCUUUGAAGCAUCACAUCUUUCGUCUGCGCUUGACGCGUUGAUUUUCACCUUUAUCUGGAUAUUGCUUUUCGUGCUAUCUUUGGCCAUCUUUCCGGCUCGGACCAGCCUAACUCGAAGAACGGCCCUCGGUAGCACCUUCUUUGCAAGCGUGUCGUAGCUGGUCUUCGAUAUCAACAUAUUUCUCAACAGGUGCCUUACCUUGUCUCCCUACUCGUGCUCGUUUAUAUCAACAGCGCCUUUUGAGAAUUCAACGGCUUUCACCCGCUCGCAAGACUCCUCUCUCUGCCGUUCUAUUCAAUCUUGACCAAGAUCUUCAAUAACCAGUCAAAAUGGGAGCUACUUUCAACGACCCUAAUCGUCGCCACACCGGCGUGGCCUCUGGAUACCCCACCGUAACCGAGUCCCACAACUCCAUUGCUGCUGCCAAUGCCGCGAUGAUGCCGGAUGGCAUGGGCCAGAUGAUUAACCAGUUUCAGUGUCUGAGCUUUCCUGCCGGAGCCUACGUACCUACUGCUGAUCCCACCAACAUGGUCUACAACCCUUACAGCCAGAUCCAUCAUCUCGCCGGUCAGGCUGCCGCCUAUGACCCCAUGGUUCAGUAUCACCUAGGCACUGGUUUCCCUAUUGCUCAUCCACAGACCGCCCUGAUGGGUCCUAGCACUCCCCGCAACGUGGCUGCUGCCCAUGUACCUCGCGAGCUUCCCACUCUCGAGAACCGACGCAGCUCGUACUCGACCUCGGCUACCGAGUCUACGCCUGCUACCCCUUUCUUUGGCGCGGCUGGUGAUCGUGCCCACGGUGCACGCGUUCUCUCUACUGAUCGCUCGACGUUCACGACCCCUUCACCCCAGCAGGUUCUCAGUUCUGCUGUUCUUGGUUCAAUCUCUGCCAAACCUACUCCCGUUCAAGACCCUGAGCUCGAUCGCCUUCUCAUGCAAGACCCCGCAAUUCCCCGUGCCGUCCCUGCAGUCUUCACUGAUCAUGUCAAGACGCUUGAGCAGUGUCUCGAGAAUCGCAUUUCUGGCAACAAGAAUGUCUACAUCCGCGGCCUUCAUCCUACCACAGACGAUGAUCUACUUCUGCGCUAUGCCUCUCGCUUCGGGGAGGUAGAGCAAUCCAAGGCAAUCAUCGACACUAGCACUGGUGCUUGCAAAGGCUUCGGAUUUGCCAAGUUCAAGGACAUUGGCGACUCCCAGAAGUGCAUCCGCGGCUUCUACCGUCUUGGCUACGAGGUCGGAUUUGCUCGGGAGAGCUUCAACGCGCGCCUGAAGGCCGAGGGAGAUGACAUGUCGACAAACCUUUACAUCUCCAAUCUCCCCAAGGACAUCACCGAGCCACUUCUCAUCCACAUCUUUGACCCUCAUCCCAUUGCCAGCUCCAAGAUCCUGAGGGAUUCCAACGGAAACAGUCGCGGCGUGGGCUUUGCUCGCUUCGAGAGUCGGGAGGUAUGUGAGAGGAUCAUCAAGAACUUCAAUGGUCUCAAGCUCGGCGUCGAUGGACAGGAGAUGCAAGUCCGAUACGCCGAUACGCCGUCUCAGAAGGAGCUGAAGCGGAUCACGGCUGAGCGUCGCCAGUACCGCACCAACGAGUAUAACAUCGGCGCCUAUGGCACCCACGCCGUCGGCAUGAGCCCCAGUAUCUAUCAACAGGGCUCUUACGGCAUGCGUCGCUCUGGUUCUGGUGGUGGCAGCUACAACCAUACGUCUCGCUCAGUCAAUGUCUCUGGAGGCUACAACGGUCAAGGAGCUCAAGUCACGGGUCGCGAUAGCGUUCAACAGAACCUGACUGCACCCCCGACGGUUACCUCGGACGACGGUUCUGGUGAUGAGGGUGUUACCAUCGUCGACGCCUCGCCCAUCGGUAAUGUCACUGCUGUCUCUUCGCCUUCUGUCAAGAAAGAGUCCAAGAAGGAGAAGGCCUAAAGGCUUACUCUACGAGCUUCCUCGACUUCUUUUCAUGAAUGUUACAUUUUGUUUGCUUUGGUCAUUUGGUCAUGGUCGUUGUUGUUGUUAACGAUCCAAUUUUUACUUUGAUUCGAAUAAUACAUGGGGUGCAUAUGGAGAGACACAAGACAUGGUUGCAUCCCUUUAUCGGACUGAUUUCACUGCUGCAAGAUUGUUACCACACAUCAGAGCUAUACAUGCAUGGAAGCAUCUCAUCAGCCUCUGGAGCAGUUACGCACGAUGAUAACGCAUUCUUUUGUUCACUCAAUUUCCUCUGUAUAUGCCAUACAGAACUUUGUUUUUCUUCUUUUUCUUUUUACUACUUCCAAGGCCUCUAGAUAGGUAGAUAGGUUCAGCACG